Pygoscelis adeliae (Adelie penguin) is the source of this 525-nucleotide messenger RNA. RefSeq names its product GRB2-related adaptor protein (gene GRAP). Gene Ontology annotation, molecular function: protein binding. The transcript has 5 exons. NCBI's taxonomy places the organism in Eukaryota, Metazoa, Chordata, Aves, Sphenisciformes, Spheniscidae. Bases 1 to 525 code for a protein of 174 amino acids. The record is from RefSeq and is a predicted model, not a curated record.
AUGGAGUCGGUGGCUCUGUACAGCUUCCAGGCGACGGAGAAGGAUGAGCUGCCUUUUCAGAAAGGGGACACCCUGAAGGUCCUCAACAUGGAAGAUGACCAGAACUGGUACAAGGCCGAGCUGUACGGCUGCGAGGGCUUCGUCCCCAAAAACUACAUCAAGGUCAAGCCACACCCCUACGGGCAGCAUGUCCAGCACUUCAAGGUGCUCAGGGAGAGGAAUGGCAAAUAUUUCCUCUGGGAGGAAAAGUUCAACUCCCUCAACGAGCUGGUGGAUUUCUACAGGACGACUACCAUCGCCAAAAAGCAGCAGAUCUUCCUCUGGGAUGAGGACCAGACUCAGGAGCAACCCAAAUUCGUGCAAGCCCAGUUCGACUUCUCGGCCCACGAUGGCUCUCAGCUGCCCUUCCUCCGCGGGGACAUCAUCGAGGUCCUGGACUACCCCGACCCCAACUGGUGGCAGGGGAAGAUCUAUGGGCGCGUCGGCCUCUUUCCCCGCAACUACGUCCACCCCAUCCACAAGUGA